AUGCUACAUCACAAUAAACGCACGCAGCAGGAAAUAAAACAAUCGGAUAUGGUAUCCAAACGCAAGCGCUCUUCUUCAGCCGUAGGAGGCGAUGUUCCCUCGUCCUCACUUCCUUCCCACCUCCCCACCGACAGCAUCAACCCUUUCAGCUACUCUCCAGGCCAACUACUUCAGUUUUCCAUAGCAGGCCUCAGUGAAACGGACAAGGAGCCGUCGUUGAAAAUUGCGAAUUUCCCACACCGCGGCCUAGGGAGAGAUGGCAAGGACCUCCUUGAGGAUGAGGAGGACGGAAACAACGAUGAAGCCGCAAAGGAAGAAGACGGGGGGCGAAGACAAAAAGGUGGGAGGCCAGUGUCUCGUUGUGAGAGACAAGUCCAAACCCUCAUCCAGUCCAUCUACCAUUUUCUCGAUCGUGGUGAUGUGCCCAAGGCAGCGCGGGUGUACGGCCUGGUCCUACAGCUGCAGCCGCACGGCAGCCCCAUCGACAUCCGGCACUACAAUCUUUGGGCUCUGGGCGCGGAGAUUAUCAUGCGAGGCGGCGAGACGGCCCCUCCUGUAGAGGGCGAUGAGGGGGGUGAAGCUACGCAGGUACGGCAGCCGACAAGAUGGGGCCGUGCUGCCAACAUGAACAAGCUCAAGGCGUACUUUGAGACGCUGAUCCAGCAGUACCCAUGGGACCACAGGCGUCCGCAGAAUCUGUCGGCCAUUGACUUUUGGCUCGCAAUUCUCAGCUGUGAGGUGUAUAAUAUCCAUGCUGAGCAUGUGAUCGGCCUUGCGCGGGCCGAAGAGGAGGCCCUCAACUGGGAUGACGACUCCCUCCCGCCUCGCGAGGAAGAAGAGGAAGAUGAGGAGGAGUAUGACCUGCAGAAGCGUCGCGAAGCAAGGCUGGAUGACCUGAGAGAUGACGCGCGCAAAAAGUCACUCACAGCUAUGAGGGACAUUGCCGCGAGGAUGGACAGCCUCAUAAAAGAACAGCCCUUCUCCAAGACUCGUGCCUUCUUCGGGCUCCGCGCCACCGUCUCCAUGUACGUGGCUGACCUAGUUGUGCCUGUUGUCCCGGCAUCGCCCUUUGCCCUACGACAAGCGCAGGAUACGCGACAGGCACAGCUGGAUGCGGCUAGAGCUUACCUGGACAAAGUCAUCAAACUGGGGGGGGAACUUGACAGGCCGACUAUGGCGUUCCUGGGUGCCGGCGACGAUGAAAACAGCUUUCCCGAGGUGCCCUUGUACUCAUCCCUUCCAAUACGGGAGCCAUGA
Geosmithia morbida is the source of this 1257-nucleotide messenger RNA. RefSeq names its product RNA polymerase I specific initiation factor. The coding region runs from base 1 to 1257 and encodes 418 amino acids. Lineage: Eukaryota; Fungi; Ascomycota; Sordariomycetes; Hypocreales; Bionectriaceae. The record is from RefSeq and is a predicted model, not a curated record. Gene Ontology annotation, cellular component: RNA polymerase I core factor complex. Gene Ontology annotation, biological process: nucleolar large rRNA transcription by RNA polymerase I. The transcript has a single exon. Gene Ontology annotation, molecular function: RNA polymerase I core promoter sequence-specific DNA binding; TBP-class protein binding.